Molecule: messenger RNA, 13263 nt
Organism: Zeugodacus cucurbitae (melon fly)
Lineage: Eukaryota; Metazoa; Arthropoda; Insecta; Diptera; Tephritidae
Gene: Hr4
Product: hormone receptor 4
Exons: 7
Biological process (GO): regulation of DNA-templated transcription
Molecular function (GO): DNA-binding transcription factor activity; sequence-specific DNA binding; zinc ion binding
Source: RefSeq, a predicted model, not a curated record
AUUUCUAUUCAACAUUUUCGAAUAAUUUUUUUUCUCAUAAAAAUAAAGACAGAAAUUUAUAACAAUUGCAUAAUUUUGCUGUCAUCAACAAACAGAAUUAUUAGAACAACAACAAUGAAAUGAAAAAUUAUUUUAAAAUAAAAUAUUUGUGGCUUAUUCGCUAACUACAGUGUGUCAAGAAUGAAAAGAAAGUGAAAAAAUAGUUUUUCCGAAUUUUCGGAGUGAAAAUUUCUAAGAAAUAACAACAAAUUUAUUAGAAAACAAGUGUUCAAUAAAAUAUGGAAUAUUUACAGUGGAAAAAUCAGCAACCCAUUUUGAAUCCGUCCUACGUCCCAAUUGUAGUAACAAAAAAAUCGUUUACAAACUAAAAUCGAGGGAAGUAAAAAGACUGCAUUUUACAAAGCAUUUUCUGCAAGAAAAAAAAAACAAAAAAAAAACACUCAAACUCAAAUUUUGAGCAGAAAACAUGCAACAAAAAAUAUUUUCCAAGCUUUUCGAAUAAUCCAGAAGUGCUCACGAGCUUUUGCGCGCGUUAAACCACUUUACUGAGCGACACUCCUGAGUCGCUGAGCACUGGGUUCUUUAAGUUAAUUGAGUGCAUUCGGCAGCGGUAAAUCGUGGCACGCAACGGCAUUUAGUGACGAAAAAGACAAAUCGCUAUAACGAUUUUGCAUUUUUAUACGUAUUACCAUUAAAAAUUAAGAAGAUCGAUCUUUAUAUGUAAAGUGAAAGACUGACAAUUAAAAAAAAAAUACUUUAACAGUAAAGUGCAUUUCAUAGACAGAAUACAAGUGCAAUUCUCACAUUAAGCAUAUAUAGUUAUUAAACGUAAAUAUUAAGCGCUAAAAGUGGAAAAAUAAUAUUAUUGCAUAUAAACUGAAAUAAAUAAUAAUAAAAACUCGCUUUAAAACGAAUCAUUCGUGAGCAUUACUAAAAAUGAGAACUUAACGGUAAAUAAAAGUAACGCAACAGCGAAAAAGAGAGACACAUUUUAAAGUGAGUGUGUACUGAAAGAAGCGAAAGCUCAAUAUGAGUGCUGUUGAACUAACAGCAAGUUAUAAGCGAGUGUGAGAGUGAGACGGAGAGUGUGUGUGCAUUGAAAGGAAAGCGAAAGUGCAACAGAGAGAACAAUAUCGAUAAAGUAUAUAAAUCAAGCAAAAUUGAAGACAAAUAAUGGAUAAAAUGUAGUUAAUAAUAACUGCUAGAGUUUUCGAAAAAGUGAGGUGUUAAAAGAAAUUAAAAAAAAAUUAAAGACUGAAUAAAAAAUAAAUGAACUGUGUUUGAGAAGGGAUACAUUUAUUGAAGUCUUGUUCUAAAAUUUGUUGAGUAUUUUGAGUGCAAACAUGUGUUUGAAGCAAAUGUAUAGUUAAAUAAAUCAGAGACUGAGACCAAAAACUGCCUUAAGCAUAUAUUGUUGCCGCUUGAAGUGUACUAAAAAAAUAAAAAUAACAAAAGAAAACUUUAUAAGCACAUUUUAUAAAAUCUGAAAUUUUGAAAAAAAAAUCUCUCAAACAAUUUCGAAACCCACUUAAAUACAAAUCACGCAAAAUGUUCUCCACAUUGCUGUGUUAUCCCACUUAAAAAUGUCGCCGCAAACGUCAAACAACACUUAGCAACAUGUUGCGCAACAUUUUCUUCGAACAAAUUCAACGCAUUUAAACAAACAUAAAGUUUAACAAAAGCAACAAAACACACAACCAACUCCAAUGAAUGCCAAUCAAUUGGCGUCGGAAGUGGCAGCGAGAACAGCGAUCACAACUGGCAACACUAACAACAACAAUAGCAAGAGCAGCAGCACUAAUGAUAACAGCAACAUAGAUGUUGCAGACGAAUCCAUGAAUCUAAGUGUUUUGGGUGGGAAACAUGAAAAAAUCGCGAAACAAUUGAAAAGUGUCGCGGCUGGUAAAACGGAUGUAAAUGAUGAGGGCAGCAAUUGUGGCGCUGUUGGUGGCAACAACAACAACAACGGCAAAAGUGGCAAUUAUGAGCCGAAGCAGAAUGGACAAUGUAGGGUUAGUGAUGAGCGCGUAGAUGGUAGGGAGACGCCAAUAAAUAGCUGGACGCAGCAGCCACCUAAACAACAACAGCAGCAACAUCAUCGCGUAAAUGGCGAAAAGUCGGGACAUAACAGCAGCAGCAGCAGCAGCAACAGCAGCAGCGGUGGAAAUGUUGGUGGCAGCGUCAGCAAGCGUGAAAGUGACGCAGAUUCGCCUGCAGCGCGCAAACAACGCCACGAGGAGAACGCGGAGGACACGGAUGAGGCGGCGCAUGAAAACGCCAGAGAACGCGCUACGUCCAACAAUGAUGAGGACGAUUUUGAACGUCUACACACCGCGACCAUCAUAAAAACGCCACUCAAUAAGACGCUGUUGAAGCGCUGCAGCAGCUACAGCGCGCUAAGUUGCGGUAGCAGCAGCGGAAAUGGAAGUGGUAGCAAUGGCAAAGGACCGGGUUAUGGAAGCGGCAAUGUCGCCACUGCAAGUCCAUAUGACACAGCGUCAUGUUGCGCUGCCAGCAGCGAAUCUGCGCUCAACUGCAGCGACAGGGAGGAGCACGAGCUGGAAAAGCAGCACUUAUCGCCGCAUGGAAUGGCCGAGCAGCCGUCGUUUAAUGGCGGCGAUGAGGGAGGCUCACCGCCGCAUACCUCCGCGACAUCGGCGUGCGGGUUCUUGCAUAAAAUGCCAACAACCAUAACGCCGACAACAACAACUGCAGCAGACAGUGGCGUCGGCGAUAGCAAUGCGGGGAAAUGUAGCAAAUGCAACAACAACAAUAAUAUACAUUACAACAAUUACAAUUGUUACUAUCGCAAAAAGUCGCGCAUGCCGAUUUGCCGAAUUAUGACACUGAGCCGUGGCCCGUACAGCGAGCUCGAUAAAAUGAGCCUUUUUCAGGAUCUAAAACUGAAACGACGAAAACUCGAUUCAAGAUGCAGCAGUGAUGGCGAAUCAGUAGCCGAUACCUCCACCUCCUCGCCCGAUCUACUAGCACCGAUGUCGCCGAAAAUGUGCGAUACCGGCGGUGCAGGCGCUGGCGGUGGUGGUGGUCAUGGAGGUGGCGUCGGCGGUGCGCUUUCCUCCCUACCGUUGCCCACCGCCGUCGUCACCUUGACGGCAACAUCUACCAUUGCGCCCGUCUCUGUUGCCGCAGCUGGCACUGUCUGCUCGAGCAGCAGUGCGCCAACUGUCCCCAGCAGCAACUCCGGUCACAAUGUGUGCACAGCAACACCACCAAAUGCCACCACUACGGUGGUUGUGUCCGCUGGCAAAGCGGCAGCCAUAAAAGCUGAACAGAAACACCAACAACAGACUGAAAUUCACUCGUCCAGCGGCACUGUGAGCGCAGCAGCCGCCUCGUCUGUGAUGUCACCGCCGCCAACAACAACAGUGCGCAUGUCACCAGCGCCCGCGACUGAUCUGAGCCUACCGGCAGGGCGUCGUACACCCAGCAAUGCGACGCCAACACGCGCUACACCUACACCACCGCAUAAUAAUGGCAAUGCGAGCAGUAGUUGCGGCACCAGUAAUGGUGGUGGCAGCAGUCGCGCCUCACCGGACUCGAUGGAUGAGCGUCCGUCUACAACGACCACAACCACAACGGGUGGCACACAGAUGUCCACAAAUGGUAUACACAGCAGCGCUGGUGGUGACUGUAUACAAAAUACUGCAAGCUCCGAGUGUGGCGUUAGCAAUUUAAGUGUCAUACGCUCUGUGAAGGAGGAGCGCAUCGCCGCCUCGCCUACGAAAAUGCUCUCCUAUCACCAACAUCAACAGCAAAUGCAGUAUCAGCAGCACGAACAGUCCGCGCCAUCUCCAACGCAAUCCAAAGGUCACACGCAGUCGCAGCAGCAUGUUAGCGUGCUGGUGACGCCAUCACGCAUUAAGUCUGAGCUAUCACCACAACAGCAACAGCAUGCGCAGCAAAUGCCGCCAACAUCGCUGCAACAUCUUGCGCACCACCCGGCUUACUCAACGUCUGUAUCGAGUGCGACCAGUUCAGCGACAUCGACAUCCGGCGCGGUGACUACCACAACUAGCUCCAGUGCCGCAGCAUUGCACGCAAGUUCGCCAUCGCCGACAUCAUUGCCAACAUCGGCGGCAGCGGCAGCAGCAGCGGUGGCCGCCGCAGCGGCACAUCAUCCACACCUGCAUCACCCGCCACCGCCCAUCGUGCAGACGCAUCACCUACAUCAACAGCUCACACAACCGCAGUUGCGUAAGAGCAGUCCGCCAACUGGUCUGGGACUGCCGCAGCAGCAUUUACUCAACCAAUCCAUGCAGCAUUUGACACAACAGCAGCAAUUGCAGCUGUUACAACAGGCGGCCGCCAUGUCACAGCGCCCGACGCAGAUGUCGCCGAAUGCCAUUAGCUCAUCGCCAGGCGCGCGGCAUCAGUCGAGCGCUUCAUCGCCACAUCAACAUUUGUUACAGCAGCAUCAUCAUCACCAGCAACAGCAACAACAACAGCAACAGCAACAGCAUUUACGCAUUAAAAAAGAGCCAGCGCAACUGUUAGCCGCCGCCGCGGGCAGUUUAUUGGGCAACAGCGGUGGUGCGCAACGUCAUUUACACUCGCCACAUCACCAUCACCCAUCAUCGCCACAACAGCAACAACAACAGCCGCCACCACAGUUGCCGCCACAAGCGCUAGGUAAUAUUGCACAGCUGAUACAUCCCGCUUCGCUGCAGUUACGCCAUCCCAACCGCGAAGCGGCCAUACUUUUUCAUGUGAAGAACGAAGUGCAUCAGAAAGUGGCCGCCGCGCAGCUUAUGCAACCCGGCGCUGCUGCUGCCGCAGCCGCUGCGGCACAACGCAUGGUCUGGGUCUCGAAUGCGCGCAUAAACGGCGUUAAACCGGAGGUUAUCGGCGGUCCACUGGGCGGUUUACGUCCGGGUGGACCAGCGCAAUCGCCGUCGCCGCAUCACUCUUCAUCCUCCUCGUCUUCACAGCUGUCGCCGCAAACGCCUUCACAAACACCGCCACGCGGUACACCCACAGUUAUCAUGGGCGAAAGUUGUGGGGUGCGCACCAUGGUGUGGGGAUACGAGCCCGCGGCACCAACAGCCGGUCCAUCGCCUACACAUGGCGGCAACAGCAAUAGUGGUAGUGGUGGUCUGCAUCAGACGCCACCCUCAACGCCACAACAUCCACACGGACAGCAGCAACAUCAGCAACCGCCCUCCUCUAUGUCAUCGCUCUCACAACAGUCACAUCACUCAUCACAGUCAUCACUGCAGUCGGCCUCCUCACCAUCGGCGGGCUCCAUAACGCCAACGCAUACGCCCGGACCGUCGCCGCAAAAUAAUGAGGAGGCCGCGCAACUAUUGCUUUCACUGGGUCAGACGCGCAUACAGGAUGUGCGCCCGCGACCGCACCAGUUUCGUACGCCACAUGCGCUCAAUAUGGAGCGACUGUGGGCGGGCGAUUACUCGCAGUUGCCACCCGGCCAGAUACACGCGCUCAACUUGAGCGCGCAACAGCAGUGGGGUAGCACGAAUGCGACGGGCAUGAAUCGCGGCUUAGAUGUGCCGCACGAGCCUACGGACGAGGAUGAUCAGCCGCUGGUCUGUAUGAUCUGUGAGGACAAGGCGACCGGCUUGCAUUAUGGCAUCAUCACGUGUGAAGGUUGCAAGGGCUUCUUUAAGCGCACCGUGCAGAACAGACGCGUCUAUACCUGCGUAGCCGAUGGCACGUGCGAAAUAACCAAAGCGCAGCGCAACCGGUGUCAGUAUUGUCGAUUUAAGAAGUGCAUCGAACAGGGCAUGGUGUUGCAAGCCGUGCGCGAGGAUCGCAUGCCGGGCGGACGCAAUAGCGGCGCCGUCUACAACCUCUACAAGGUCAAGUAUAAGAAACACAAAAAGUCCAAGCAGCAACAACAGCAACAACAACAGCAGCAAUCACAGCAACAGCAUAUGCAUUCACCACACCAUCAAUCGCCGCUCUCACCACAUCAUCAACAGCAUCUGCUCUCGCCGCAACAGCAUCUGCAUCAGCAUCAGCAACAGUUGGCUGCAGCCGCCGCAGUCGCUGCCGCCGCGCAGCAUCAACACUCGAAGCUUAUGAGCGCCACGCUGGGACAGGGUGAGUUGAAGCCAAUGUUCUUGGGUCCAUCCAUCAAGCAGGAGCACCUACAACAGCAGCAGCAGCAACAGCAGGCUGCCCAACUCCAUUCGCCACAUCAGCAGCAGCUGCAUUCGCCACACCACACGUUGCACGGCUCGCCACAUGGCGCGUUACCGCCGCACUCAGCGGCCAGCGCGCUGCACAGCCCGCUUUCUCAUGGACCACCCUCUCUACCGCCACACACCUCCUCUUCAUCCUCAUCCUCGUCGUCGGCUUCAUCGGGAGGCAGCAACAGCAGCUCACAGCAACAAUCACACCAUGCGCUGCACUCGCCACAUCAUGCUCUAGCGCAUGCGCAUCAUCUGCAAGCGAACGCGUCACAUGCGCCGCCGCACUCACAACAGUUGCAUCAGCAACAACAGCAGCAGCAUGUGCAGGCGACGCAGCUACAGGAGACUGCCAUCAAAUUGCCCUCGCAUUUGGUUAACGGUACAAUACUUAAGACUGCCCUAACGAAUCCCAGCGAAAUCGUGCAUUUACGACAUCGGCUCGAUUCCGCCGUGAGCUCGUCAAAGGAUCGCCAGAUCUCGUAUGAGCAUGCGCUCUCCAUGAUCCAAACGCUGAUCGACUGUGAUGCCAUGGAAGAUAUCGCCACAUUGCCACAUUUCUCCGAAUUUCUCGAGGAUAAAUCGGAGAUUAGCGAAAAAUUAUGCAAUAUCGGUGACUCCAUCGUACAUAAGCUGGUAUCGUGGACGAAGAAAUUGCCUUUCUACUUGGAGAUACCCGUUGAGAUACACACCAAAUUGCUGACGGAUAAAUGGCAUGAGAUACUCAUACUCACCACAGCGGCGUACCAGGCGUUGCACGGCAAGCGCACGACACCCAGCACAACGACGCCCGGUGGCGGUGGGUCAACCACAGCGCAUGCUUCUUCCACCACCAGCUCGAGCGGUGGUCGGUCUAGCGUAGGUGCGACACCACAUUCGCCCGCCUCAGCCAAUCAUCAUCACAAUCACCAUCACACGCAUCAUAUGAGCGGCUCACCGCAUGCCACGAGCAGUAGUCUGAAUUUGCCACACCAGCUGCAUCAUCAUCAUCAAAUGCAGACUACAACGCCACCGCUACAGAAGGAGGAUCCCGAAUUUGUGGAUGAGGUGAAUGCUCAUCUGCUGACGCUGCAAACGUGCCUCACCACACUGAUGGGUCAGCCCAUUGCUAUGGAACAGCUUAAGUUGGACGUCGGUCAUAUGGUGGAUAAAAUGACACAGAUCACCAUCAUGUUUCGGCGUAUUAAACUCAAAAUGGAGGAAUAUGUGUGUUUGAAAGUGUACAUUUUGUUGAAUAAAGCAGAAGUGGAAUUGGAGAGCAUACAGGAGCGUUAUGUGCAGGUAUUACGCACGUAUUUACAACACUCUUCACCGCAGAAUCCACAAGCCCGUCUCACGGAACUGUUGUCGCACAUACCAGAGAUUCAAGCUGCUGCUAGUCUAUUGCUCGAAAGUAAGAUGUUCUACGUUCCCUUCGUUUUGAAUUCGGCCAGCAUAAGGUAGCAAAUGCUUGAACGUGGACUACUGCCGAUCGAUGAUGAUCCGCCUAAACCGAAGCGAUUGAUGAUUAUACAACAACAACAGCAACAAGAACGAGAACAGCAGAAUGAAGAUGAGCAAGGAGAGCCAAAAGUAGAACAACAACAACAUUCGAGUAAUUUAAUGAAAGCGCGUAGACGUGCUGCAACCGAAAUGGCUGAGCGCCAGCAAAGACAGCAAGAGGAUUUACAAAAGCAACAACGAGAGCAAAACCAAAAGUCAGCAACGGAACAGCAACAACAACAACAACCAGCAAGAUUUUGCCUACCCAUGUUGGAGUUACCCAGAAUCAAAGUGGAGAACAACGUGCAACAGCAACCGAGCUACUCAAUGGAUGAGGACGAAGCCGAUACGGAUGGGGAAGAAGAGGAGUUACGCAAUAUGGAACAAAGGCAACAACAACAACGACAGCAGAAGCAAAGCGCCAACGAGUUUACACCUAUGAAAUCACCAACAAUAACGCAUUUGAUGGAGCCAACCACAUCGAUACUGAAGACCUCAUUGCUGGCAGGCGCGGCCGCAACACUGGCAACGCUGACGGCAGCCGCUGAGCAGGUAAAUCGUAAGGCGCAAUCGCCGCAAUCGCAUGGUGGUAGAGUGAGCGCGCGGGCAUUGACUGGACGGCAAACGCCGGUGGCGGAUAAUAGUCUGACAGAGAGUAAAAGACUGCAAGCACAACAGCAACCACAAAUACAACAACAACAAGUACAGCAACAACAGCAAGAGCCCAAACCCACAAUGCCUUAUAAGUCCAUAUUGCAAACGGCGCUUAUGGGUGAGCGGCCGCCACAGUCACAAACGCCACCGACGCCGCUGCCGCCGAAAUUUAUGCGCGCAUCAGGCAUACAAACCGCUCCGCCACCGCAUGUUUUGAAAACCGCAGUUACGCUAGCAAGUCUCAGUGAAAUUGCGGCAGCGCGUCAGCAGCAGGAGGAGGAAGAGCGCCGUUUGCGCGAGCAACAACAGCAAAAGCAUUUAUUGUUACAACAAACACUGCCAUUGAAGAAGAAGAAGAGUUUUCUGCAACAAAAGCUAACUGCAACAUGCAGCAUGUUGACGACAGCGGCUACGUUACUGCAACAACAACAACAGCAGCAGCACCCGAAUACAAUCACUAUACUGCCAGUGGAAGCCAGCAACAACAACCACACUGCCAAUUCAGCCGCAAAUGCCGCUGCAACCACAACAAAGUUCGUAUUAAAUAAUAUAAGCGCGGGCGCGAGUGGCGCUAGCGUAUUGCGUUGCACUUCAACAGCAACAGCCACAACAACAGCGACGACUACACGCUCCACUGCCACUUUUGUAAACAACAUGCGACGAAGCGCAUGCGCCACAGAUACCGCAAGCAAGAACAAUAAUACGAAAAAUGCUGCCAACAGCUGUCAAGCGAUCGCCACACAAACCAUAAAAAUACCAACAGUGCGCACAGCGACGGUGACGACGCAAACGCAAACCGACGAAAUGCAUGCCGCCACUGCUGCAACAGCAACAACAAGCGGUGCACAGACAACGUUGCACGCAUUAACGGCAAGCAGCCAUGUAAUCACGCGCAAGCUAAGCUCUGCUCUACAACAACAACAACAAGCAAUGACAAGCGCGCCAGCAACAACAUUGCUCUCACUGCCGCCGCAAGCGUCGAUUGCGACGCGCCGCGUCUCGCCACAACGCCAAACCACAUUAGUUACUGCCAACACAACGAAUGCGCACACGAUUAGUGCCGCUCCGCCCACAACUACUGCCACAGUCACUGCCACCGCUGCCCCGCCCUCCACAGCUGUUACUGUUGUUGUUUUUAAAACAUUGUUACCUGAUGACUGAAUUAAUUAACUUUUUUUAAUUAUUAGCAAAGCAAAAGAGAAACAGCUUUUUAUUUGCAGAAAGCUCACCACAUACGAAGUAAGAUUUUUCAUUCGUAAUAUCGCGUUAACCAUUUUGUUUACGAAAAUUAUAGAUAAUUGUCAUAUAUGUUGUAGCGUUUAAGCAUCACCACAGCUCCUAUUGAAAGUCCUUCUCUAAUGCAUGCACAUUAGUAAUGAAAGCUUAAAGAAUCCAUAUACCUAUUAUUUGAUGUAUUUAGGGGAUUUGCAAUUGGGUUUGGAGCGAAAUUUCGUUUGCACUAUUAUUGGAACUGCAAAACUCUCUCUCAUGGAAAGAAAAUGUGUCUCAUAAUAGCAUUGAGAAAGCUUUGCGAUAUAGAUGAAAGUUUCAAGUGAAAGCAGCAAAGUAGUUUAACCGAAGCUUUCUUAGUUUUUGUAUGUAUCUGAAAUUAUUAUUAAAUUCAUGCCGGCAGUUUUUUUAACAUAUUUAAAAUAAAUUUUGAAAUAGAAAGUUUCAAAAUAUUGCAUGAAAGCUGCACAAAAAUCUUUUCAAAGUCUCUUGCAACAAAAUUAAAAAAAAAAUUAAUUUUUGACUUUUUUUCUUUUUCUUUUGAAAAGUUAGUUUUUGAAAUUUUAUAUACAGCUGUUCUCAAAGCUUUUUAAGGUAAAAAUUACUUUCAAAUUGAGAGAGAGAUUAUAGAGAGCUUUUGGAGUUUGUUUUAAAAUUUUUUUUUAGUUUUAUAAUUUUUUAUGUUUUUUAUUUUAAAAAUUAAUUUUAUUAAAAAAAAUAUAUUUAUUAAAAUAAAAAAUUCUUUUGAGUGUUUAUAAUUACAUUUAUUAUUUUGUUUGUUAAGUUUAAAUUUAUUUUUAUUUUAUUUUAAUUAUUAAAAAACAAGUUAUUUGGAGAUAUUUUAUUUAUUAAUGUAGGUAUUUCCAAUUUUUUUUUAAUUAUUUAAAUAUUAAUUUUUUUAAUAUUUUAAUUUUUUAAUAAUUGUUUUAAACCUUUUUUUUAAUAUUUUUAUUUAUUUUAUGUUAUUGAAAAAAUUAAUUUGAGUUUCUUUUAAUUUCUUUAAUUAUUUUAAACCGUCAUCAUUAUUAUUUUCUGAAACUUUUUUAAUUUUUAUUAUUUUUAUUAUAUAUUAUAAUUUUUUUAUUUAUAUUUUUUAAUAUAUAUUUAUUAAUUAUUUUUUAUAUUAUUUUAUAUAUUUAUUUUUAUUUAAUUUCUAUAAUUUAAUAGAAUAUAUUAUUUUUUUCGAAAAAUUUUAAUUAUUUUCCCUUUAAUGCACCAUUAAUAUUUUUUUUUUGUAAUAUUGCAAACUAAUUUAUGCUCCAGACUCUAAAAAUUAUAAUUUAUAAAUUUUUAUUUUUCGGAACGAAAGAAAAUCUUAUAGACAUAAAAUUGAGUUUUUGCUUCUGGUUAAGUCAAAAUAAAAUAUUUUCCUCAUUUUGAAAUACAAAAAACAAUUACAAAUCUGCUUGCUGGCUCACAUAAACAGCUGGAAAUUGCGCAAAACUUUGACUUUUAGUAUAUUCUAAUGCUUUUUUUACAAAAAAAAAAAAUAGCAAUUUAUGGACUUUUCAGUGUAAUUAUUUUUAAAAAUAAUAUUUAAGCAUAAAACAAAUAAAACCGCAAAGUCGUGGCAAACUACCACACAGGCUUUGCGGUGAAGGACAGAUGGACUUUUUAAAUGUUAAUAAGAAAAUAGUGUGUAAUUUUUAUACUAAAUAUAUACAUAAAUGCAUAUGUAAAUGCCAAGAGUAUCGGUGGAAAAAGUGGAAAAAAAAUAAAAACAAAAUUUUGGAAAAUAUUUUAAAUUUUCAGAAAAAAGCUUUUUUUCACUUUUUGUAGGAAGAAAUAAAAUAAAUAUAACAGUAAAUUAUGUCUAUUUAGCAUAGAAAAUAGUUGCUAAGUAAAACAAUGUUAAUUAAUGUAGUAAAAGUAUAAUUAAGAAAAGCAGUUGCAUAAGCGGAGUUAAAAUUAUAAUGAAGAAAAAAAAUUCAUUUUUAGUGACUUGCAAUUAUUAUAAUUUAAUAAAAACUAGCAGAACGCAUAAAAAAUGUACUUGUGUUAGUUUUUAAAUAUGUGAAAGUGAAAAAAAUUGAUUAUGUGCAGAAAAUUGUUAGUGUUAAAAAUGAUAAAUUUAAGAACAAUUAAGGAAAAAUUAAAAUAAUUAUUAAGAAAAAAUUAAUUAAAUUUGUAAUUAAAUUUUAAGAAAAAAUUAAAAUAAUUUUAAGAAAAAAAUAAUUUACUUUUAAGUAAGAAAAUUUAUGCAAAAAAAUACUAUAAAAUAUAAUGUUCAACAAAAAUUAUGUGAAUUCAAAUAAAAAUAAAUAAUAAGUUUAAAAUUUUUUUAUAAAAAAAUGUUGAAAUUUUUGUUAAAAAAAUAUAUGAAAAAAAAAUCUGAUUUACAUAAAAAAUUAUAAAUAACAAUUGUAAAUGUAAUAUUUGUUUUAAAAAUAAAUUAUGUAUUAAAAAAAAUUGAUUUAUGUAAAAAAAUAAACGUUUAAAAAGCACUUAGCGCCCAAAUGUAUGCAAUUAAAUGCUGUACACUGUCAUUUGUUAUUUGUAUGUACGUUAGGUGAGAAAGUAAAUGGAAAAUUAUUAGCCAGUAAGCAUUGCAAGCAUAUAUAAAUACCAUACAUGCAUAUUUAAAAGCAAAUAAAUAAUUAAGCAAAAAACGUUGUAUUUGUAACCUAAGCAUUUGUACAAUACUACUUGAGCGUUUCUUUUCACUAAGCGUUUGUCGUUGUUUCGUUUUUUUUUUUUUGGUUUUUGUUUUUUGUUUAUUGGAGAGCGAAAGUGCAGAGCCGUAAGCUAGAACCAGCUAAACCACGCCCACAUGCCUAAAUGUAUGCAUACACAAGCCGUUAUAUAUGUUUGUACAUAAAUGUAUGUAUAUAAGUAACUGCAUAUAUGUACAUAGAGUAAGUGUAUGUAUGCUGGCAUAUACAUUUAAUUAUAAUAUUACAUAUGUAUGUAUGUAGUUGUUGUUGUGUGUGUAUGCCAAUUGUAAUUAUAUAUACAUAGCAAUGUAAUUCAUCUGAUAAAUUUAGUGUGUUAAGCGUGUUUCUUUCCUAUUUACUAAAUGCACACACACACAUGCAUACACAUUAUACACCAAUAUGCAUCUAUAGCAUUUAGUGUAAAGAAUAAACUAUACAAACAUACAUAAAGCGCAUAUAAUAUUAAGUAAAUGCCUACAAACACACACACACACACACAUACAAAAAGAAAAUGAAUUAAUUAAUAAUUGCAUAAACAUACAUACAUACAUACAUGUAAGCGCAUAUUUACAUAAACAUAAGCGUGCAUAUAUAGAUAUUAACAUAUGUAAGCAAAAAUUAUGCAUAUAUAUACAUAGAAAUUUACAAACACACACAUAUAUACAUACAAACAUGCAUUUUAAUUGUAAUUAUAAUUAUAUUUAAUUAUUAAUAUAUAUAUGUAUUUAAGCUAACCGUUAAUUGUGUUGAAGCAUAUACAUACUAUGUUAUAUUAUAUAUACAUACAUACAAACAUAUGAACAUAAAGAAUUACCAUAUAUACCUUUUAUUAAGUAAACAAAAGCAAAUUAAGAUUAAAACAAAAAAAAAACAAACAAAUUUAAGCUGAUGAAAUGCCGCCUAUGUUGUAUUCUUGUGUAAAGUGUUGUAGUUAAUUAAGUGUUUGCUUUUAAUUAAAAUUAUUGUAUUUUUUAAUUGUUUAAAUGUCUGUCAUUACUUACAUACAUAGAAAUACAUAGUACAUGUGCAUACCUACAUACAUAAAAUACAUACUAAAUACAUACUAAAUACAU